Molecule: messenger RNA, 3882 nt
Organism: Lolium rigidum
Lineage: Eukaryota; Viridiplantae; Streptophyta; Magnoliopsida; Poales; Poaceae
Exons: 10
Coding region: 1-3306 (1101 amino acids)
Biological process (GO): peptidyl-serine phosphorylation; peptidyl-threonine phosphorylation
Molecular function (GO): protein serine/threonine kinase activity; ATP binding; protein binding
Source: RefSeq, a predicted model, not a curated record
AUGCCCCCCGCCGCGCCGGACCCCGACGCCGCCGACCCGCCGCCGCGCGGAUCCGCCGACAUCGCCGGCAACACAUGGGACCUCGCCCCCUUCUCCCCUCGCGGCGCCGAGGCCUACAUCUACCGCAACGUCUACAACCUCGUCCCGCGCUCCAUCGGAGGGGAGACGGGCCUCAGGGCGCUCAAGUUCUUCGGCAACGACGUCGAGGUGCUGCCCGCGGAGGCGGCCGACCUCGACGGGCUCCACAGCCUGCAGGUCAAGGUCUCCGCGCCCAGGGUCUCCGGGGCCGUGCUCAGGCGGAUGCGCGCGCUCAGGGAGCUCGAGCUCUCCAUGGUGCCGCCCAGGCCAUCGGCGUGCUCCAUACUGGUUGAGAUCGCGGGGCUCAAGUGCCUCACCAAGCUCACCAUCUGCCACUUCUCCAUCAGGUUCCUCCCCCCUGAGAUAGCCUCCCUCAAGAAACUCCAAGAACUCGAUCUGUCUUUCAACAAGCUGAAGAACUUGCCUAACUGUAUAACCGAGUUGGGUGCCCUGAGAUUCCUCAAAGUGACCAAUAAUAAGUUGGUAGAGUUACCCUCAGGAAUCUCUUCUUUGAGAUGUCUCGAAAGCCUUGACUUAUCAAACAACAGACUGACUUCCCUUGGAUCGGUCAAACUUGUUUCUAUGCUUACACUGCAGUAUCUAAAUCUUCAGUUUAAUAGGAUUUCCCAUUCUUUUAUGGUCCCCUCUUGGGUAUGCUGCGACAUGAGGGAAAAUGGUGAAAAUGCUUUGAAGAGGGACAAGCUACAACGUCUAGGUAUUGCAACCAGCAGCAGUUCGGCAGAACCUAGAACUGCCAGUCGCACUUGCAAUGGUCUGCUCUUAUGCUCACCCACAGAAACGUCCGCAAAUUUAAAAGCUCAUACCAUACAGAAAACAAAGAAGGGCUGGAAGCGACGGGAUUGCCUGCAACAGCAGGCUCGCCAGGAGCGCUUAGAGUCCAGCAGGAGCAGGCUCACUGAAAGUGACAUUGAUGAAAUGGCUGUGAACAUGACUGAAGAUGAAUGCCUUUCUAGUGUCCAUGAUAUGGAAAACAAGCCAGUGAUGAAAGACAUUGCUGAAGAAAGUUCAGCACAGGAUCUGAAGGACACAAGUUCUAUAUCUGAAGACCUAUCUUGCAUAGUCGAUUAUGACUUGGAUGGGAUUGUUAAAGAUAGUGGCAUGAUGCUUCAGGACCAAUAUGACGAUGAAAAGACUGGGAUAAAUAUGAGAGGUUGCGAUGAAAGCAAUUCUGGUAUCAGCGCCGAGCCUGCUUGUUUGAGCAGGAGCAACAUUCGUAGUAUUGAGGAUGAACUUGAGGAUACUGCUUCAUCAAAAUGCAAUCCUGUUGAAGUUGUUCAGGAGAACCUUACAGAGGUAUCUAAAUUAACAUCAAAAUCUAAAAGGCAUCCUGAUAUGGACAGCAAUCCUAAGCCCAGCAAAUGCCCGAGACCAUUUGAUGAAUGUGCAAAGUUAUCUUAUAAGUACAGCGUGGAGUCAUUUUGCAGCAUAGAUGACCAUCUACCAGAUGGAUUUUAUGAUGCGGGGCGAGAUAUGCCCUUCAUGCCAUUGGAGGAGUACGAACGCAGUCUCGGACUACAUGCGCGUGAAGUUAUUCUGUUGGACAGAGAACAAGAUGAAGAAUUGGACGCAAUUGCUUCUUCAGCCCAGCUAUUGUUAUCCAGUUUGAAGAGGCCAAACUAUUCUGAAACAGAUGAAGAUGCAGGCCAGGACUUACUAAGGGCGUCAGUUCUUGCGCUGUUUGUCUCUGAUUGUUUUGGAGGCUGUGAUCGAAGUGCUUCUCUUAGGAGAACAAGGGGAGCUAUUGUUAGCUUGAGGAAGGAGCAACCGUUCAUUUGUACUUGUGCUGCUGGUAGCAUAUGUGAUAGCAAUGAGGCAUCAAAACAGGUCAAUACUCCUUCAGGGCACUUUGAUUUUUCUGGUCUCUGUCAUAAAUCGAUACAUAUCAUCAAGGAAAGGAGAAAUUCAGGCGUUGUACCGAUAGGGGCACUGCAGUUCGGUGUUUGUAGGCACCGAGCUGUCCUAAUGAAGUACUUGUGUGACCGGGCAGAUCCUCCAAUUCCUUGUGAGCUUGUGAGGGGGCAUCUUGACUACACACCUCAUGCAUGGAAUGUUGUCCCUGUUAGACAAGGGAACGACUGGGUAAGGAUGAUUGUUGACGCGUGUUACCCCACAAACAUAAAGGAAGAGAUGGAUCCAGAGUACUUUUGCAGGUAUGUUCCGCUCAGCCGACUCCACGUCGCACUUGAUGAUACAGCUCGGUCUUCGUUCCCUUCAGUCUCACUUUGUGAAGAAAUAGAAGCUACUUCUUCAAGUGCUGUCUACCACUGCAAAAUUGGUUCUGUUGAUGCUGCAGCAAAGGUACGGUACCUAGAUACCCGUAGUGCUUCAAAUGAUGAAGUUAAAACAUUUGAAUACAAGCUUCUUGGGGAAGUAAGAAUGCUUAAUGCCCUAAGGAAGCACAGAUCCAUAGUGGACAUAUACGGUCACCAAUUUUCUUCUAAAUGGGUUCAAGACGAUAGUGAUAAAGAGUACAGGAUCAUGCAGUCUGUAAUCUUAAUGGAAUAUGUGAAAGGAGGUUCUCUGAAGGGUUAUUUGACAAAAUUACUGAAAGAGGGCAAGAAACAUGUACCUGUGGAUCUGGCAUGUUACAUUGCCCGAGAAGUUGCUUGUGCCUUAUUGGAGAUGCACAGAAAGCUAGUUAUUCACCGGGAUAUAAAAAGUGAGAAUGUUUUGGUUGAUCUGGAUUCGAAGAGUCAUGGCACACCAGUAGUCAAACUCUCUGAUUUUGACAGAUCCAUUCCUUUGCAUUCUCAAUCCCAUACAUGCUGUAUAGCUCACCUUGGCACAUAUCCACCCAAUGUUUGUGUUGGGACACCUUGUUGGAUGGCCCCGGAGGUUCUUCAGGCCAUGCAUGAGAAAACUCAAUAUGGGCUGGAAGUAGAUAUCUGGUCAUUUGGGUGUUUUAUAUUUGAGAUGCUCACACUUCAUAGACCCUACCAGGGACUACCAGAUUCAGAAAUAUAUGAUCUCAUAAAGAGGAAGAAACAGAGGCCAAGGCUAACUAAAGAAUUAGAAGCGUUCUGGACAAUGGACGAGCCAAUCACGCGGCUGAAGUUGGGGAUCACAUCUGAUGCUCAUUCAGAGAAACUAAGAUUUCUAAUUGAUCUCUUCUACCAGUGCACCAGAGGAUCUGCAUCUAGGCGCCCCAAAGCUGAGCAAAUUUACAAUUCGCUUUGCUCCUUGCCCACAUGCUAUGACCUGAGCUGAACCUAUGGAUCCUGAAUCGGACACUUGAUAGCGAGGCAGCCUGGUGGUGGAUCAGCCUAGGUCAGGGCAGGUUAAACUGGACGGUUAUAGCAGGUCACUGGAUCUGGCCAACUUCGACUGCUUCGAAGUUCUAACCCGUUUGCUCCACAUUUUACUGAUAUUGGUCUUCGGGUGGGAGGCAAAGACGGGGCACGAGAAGUCAAACCAAGGUGAUGCAGCUUUGGUCGCUGAAGCUCCUCCUGGGUCAGUUUUGUAGCUGCACCGCGUCCCGUCUCACCUGUUGUAGCAGUCUUCAUCUCAUCAUGUUUGUAUCAUUGUACGUGUAUGUAGAUUUGUUUCUUCAUCAUCUCCAAUUUUCCAUUAUUUAUGAUUUAACGGUGUCUAAGUUAACAAUUUAGGUCAUUCAGAGCCCAAGGCAUUGCCGAACAGGGCUUGUUUUUUAUGUAUCUGUGUAUGUACAAUUGUUGAUCCGCGGUUGGUCCAUGUAACCCUUGAAUGCUGAGUUGUGUAACACGGGAACUGAUACUAUUUAUUUGUUCAAUUAAGACUGUGGUAUGAUGUCACAUGUUUCUGCCA